Molecule: messenger RNA, 5123 nt
Organism: Cucurbita moschata (crookneck pumpkin)
Lineage: Eukaryota; Viridiplantae; Streptophyta; Magnoliopsida; Cucurbitales; Cucurbitaceae
Product: flowering time control protein FPA-like
Exons: 6
Coding region: 233-3202 (989 amino acids)
Molecular function (GO): RNA binding
Source: RefSeq, a predicted model, not a curated record
UCUAAUAUGGUAAUUUUGUCAUCUUGUUUUACAACCAAACCGUUCCCCCAAAUUUCAUUUCCGAAUCCCUAUUUCCCUCUGCAAAACCUAACCCUAUCUUCAAUACAAGAAUUCUUUCUCAACCUCAACCUCAACCUCAAUCCUCUCUCUCGUCGACACAUUUCCUUUGCACUAAUUCAUUCGCUCUGCAAACUCGGUGACCAAAGCCCAAAGGGACUCGGACGUUGCGGAGAUGUCUUCCAACAGCUUAUGGGUCGGAAACUUGUCCAUGGAUGUCACCGAUGCGGAUCUCAUGAAUUUGUUUGCGCAGUUUGGUGCGCUUGAUAGUGUUACUUCCUAUUCCUCCAGGAGCUUCGCUUUCAUCUACUUCAAGCAUAUGGAGGAUGCCCAAGCGGCUAAGGAUGCUCUUCAGGGUUAUUUUCUGCGUGGGAGUUCUAUCAAGAUCGAGUUUGCGAGACCGGCCAAACCUUGUAGGAAUUUGUGGGUGGGUGGUAUUAGCCCAGCUGUUUCAAGGGAGCAACUCGAAGAGGAAUUUUCCAAAUUUGGUAAAAUUGAUGAAUUUAAGUUUUUGCGAGAUAGGAAUACAGCAUUUAUUGAGUAUGUUCGAUUGGAAGAUGCAUCACAAGCUUUGAGAAUUAUGAAUGGAAAACGCAUUGGUGGAGACCAGAUUCGAGUUGAUUUUCUUCGGUCACAGCCAAUGAGAAGAGAUCAGUGGCCUGACACCAGAGAUGGGCAUGGACAGCUUCAGGGUAGAAAUGUGGGGAUGGGAGAUUUCCAAUCUGGUUAUAAAAGACCACUGCAUGCUCAAUCUUCAGAGUUGCGUAGAGAUGGACCUCCCAGUAAGGUUUUGUGGAUUGGUUAUCCUCCAUCUGUUCAAAUUGAUGAGCAAAUGCUCCACAAUGCGAUGAUUUUAUUUGGUGAGAUAGACAGAAUUACAAGUUUCCAUUCUAGGCAUUUUGCAUUUGUAGAAUUUAGAAGUGUUGAUGAAGCACGGCGUGCGAAGGAGGGUCUACAAGGACGGCUUUUUAAUGAUCCUCGGAUUACUAUUAUGUUUUCAAACAGUGAUCCGGCACCUGUGAAAGAGAACCUUGGCUUUUAUCCUGGUGGUAAAGAGACUAGGCCUGAUAUGUUUUUCAAUGAGCAUCAAAUCCGUCCUCCACAAAUGGACUUGUUGGGACAUCCUCACCCAAUGGUGCAAAAUAAGUUUCCUGGACCACUGCCAUCUAGUGGCAUUCUUGGACAAAAUACGGCAGUAAGACCACCGCCCUUUGGUCCUCCACAGGGUAUCUCAGGCCCCCCAGAAUUUAAUGACUUGGUGACAUCUCAUAGUUUUCAGGAUGCAAAUUCAAAAAAUAUGAUUGGUUCAAAUUGGAGAAGGCAAUCUCCUCCGACACCAGGGAUACUUUCUUCUCCAGCUACUGGUAUUCGUCCACCUCCACCGGUCAGGUCCACUCCAAGUACGUGGGAUGCUUUGGAUGUAAAUCAAUUCCAUAGGGAUUCUAAACGUUCAAGGAUAGAUGGUCCAACAUCCUUAGAUGAUGCUGCUUUUCCUCCAAGAAAAAUGGAUAACCGGAGCAUGGGUUUUGAUCAGCAAUAUGGGGUUCGUCCAAUAAGUGAUGGAGGUUCUUCUCUUCCAUAUGCCAAUGCUCCAGCAAAGACUCCUGCUAUACCUAUAGUUGCAAGGGCUCCAGUUAGUGGUCGUGGCCAGAGCCAUGCUGAAAAUGAUUUUGUAUGGCGUGGAAUAAUUGCCAAGGGAGGAACGCCUGUUUGUCAUGCUCGUUGUGUUCCAAUAGGCGAAGGAAUAGGAAGUGAGCUUCCUGAAGUAGUCAAUUGUUCAGCAAGAACUGGGCUGGAUCAGCUCACUAAACAUUAUGCUGAGGCCACUGGAUUCGACAUCGUCUUUUUCUUGCCAGAUAGCGAGGAUGAUUUUGCAUCCUAUACCGAAUUCCUGCGUUAUCUAGGUGCAAAAGAUCGUGCAGGUGUUGCUAAGUUUGAUGAUGGAACUACAAUGUUUUUGGUUCCUCCUUCAGAGUUUUUGAGAAAAGUCUUGAAAGUUUCUGGUCCAGAACGGCUUUAUGGUCUUGUUCUCAAAUUUCCUCAGGUGUCUAUUAGUGAACCUACUCACCAACAAUCAUAUCUGCCCAUGCCUACAUCUGACUAUGGUGAGAGACAGCUGGUUUUGUCUUCACAAACUGAAUAUGGGUCAGUGCCUUCAAAGCAGGAGCAACUUCCGAUGGAUUAUAAUAGGGUUUUGCAUGAUGAAAUUAAGGAGCCCCCAAAAACACUUCUGCCAGCAAGUGAGCCAUCAGCAGUUCAGCCCUUGCCUCAAGAAUAUGUUGCUAAUAAUAAUACGGCUGCAAUCUCACAAGCUGGGUUAACAUUAACACCCGAGCUUAUUGCUACCUUGGUUUCGUUACUGCCUGGUAAGUCACAGUCAUCUAGUUUAGAAAGUGCCAAACAACCGGCAGCCUCACCACAACCUCCAGUUACUCCUGUUGUUUCUAAUAAAGGGGCUACAUCUGAGGGAUGGAUGGUUGGUCAUCAAUCUUCUGAUCAAACCGGUCAGCCAUUUCAGCAAAUGGGAAAUCAUUAUAAUCCUCAGAGUCACAGCCUUUCUCAAUUUCAACCUUAUCCACCUCUCCCUCAGACACCUAACCAGCUUGCACCACAGGCCACGGGAACCACUCAAAUCCAAGAAGCUGCUGUCAGUCUGCCACAGCAGCAGCAGCAGCAGCAGCAGCAGUUACCUAUUCCUUACAGGCCUUUAUCUACGUAUUCUGCCCCUCCUGAAAAUGCACAAGCUUCUGGUCUGCCCUUGGUCAAUCCUCAGUAUCAUCAUGAUAAUUCGCAAAUUAGCCAGAGAGGUUAUGGGUCGGUCAAUGGAGUUGACACAUCUGGCUAUGGUGCACCAGUUAUGCAGCAAUCAGCAAAUACUGUGACCUUAUCUAAUCAAGGUCAGGGUUCUAUGACACAGUCACAACCUAUUACUCAAUUAGCAUCUGAUAGGGUGAAUUCCGAGCCUCCUUAUCAGAUGCAGCAUUUGCAAUCUGCAAACCUUGGCACUGGCACUGGGAGCAGUGAUGCUGAGGCAGGCAAGGACCAGAGAUAUCGAUCUACACUCCAAUUUGCUGCCAAUUUACUCCUCCAGAUUCAGCAGCAGCAGCAGCAGAAGCAAGCAGGCUGGGGUUCAGGAAAUCAAUAAUGAGCUGCCCCUUGCUUAGGUAAUCCCUCAUACUUUACUUUUAUUCUUUGAUGGCCUAGCUCUUUUAGUAGAUAUUUGCAUGAGCUCUGAUUGGUUUAUGAUUUUCUAUUUAAAUGCAAGUUUCUGUUGUUGGCUGAAAUAGAGUAUGUUUUAAUUCGUAUGACUUCGGGUUCUUUAGCAUCUUUUAUUAUAGCUGGUAUAUGAUACAUGAUCCACUGCUUUAACUUUGUGUGUAGGUUGUUUAAAAGUUGUGCUAGUGUUUAGGAUUUUAAUUAGGUGUUAUUGUUGUCAUUCUGAAGUUGCUGACUAAAGAGUUUAGAAUGACAUUGCUGAUUGAAGAGUUUCGUGCAUGAUCUAAUUAUCUUCAUCGAGGUCAUUUCUUCCUCCUAGGCAUUUGUUUAGGAAUUUUGGGGGUAUCUAACUUCUCUCAUUUUGUGCUUUUCAAUAUAGACUUAGGUGUGGAACUUUUUAUGGAACAAAAUAAAACUAGUCAGUAGGUGACGGGAGUGAUAAGAAAGCUCUCCAAGUUCUCCUUCUAGAUACAAGAAAUAGCUAAAUCCUGAAUUUGGAACAAAUUCCAAGAUGUACAAGUUCCUACCACCACCUAGGAAAUUGACUUAUGUAAUCAUAAAAACUUUUAGAUUUUAGUUUCCAUGCUUCUGGAAAUUUCAUUCAGCAAGUAGUAGGGAGAUUGAUUGAUGGUUUGUUCAUUGUUGCUCUAUGGUUUUUGGAGGUCAUUUUUGGAUGUGUGUUUCCUUAUUUUCUUAUACAUAUUUAAAAUUUUAAAAUCUAAUCUGGAUUUCGUGAACUGAUUUUAGAAAUUAGCAAAUAAACCCACAAUGUUGUUACUAAAAGUACUUGGGCCCCAUUUGAUAACCAUUUGGUUUUUCAAAAUUGAGCUUAAAAAUUCUGCCUUCAUGUAUUGAUUUCUUGGGUUUGUUAUCUACUUUUGUAUUUUUAAAAUCCAAGCCAAAUUUUGAAAAAAAAGAAAAAAGAAAAAAGUACUUAAAAACAUGUCUUUUUUUUUUUUUUUUUUUUUUUUGGAAUUUAGCUAAUGGUUCAAUAUUUUCUUAGGAAAGAUGAAAACCGAAUUUUUAAAAAUCAAAUGGUUUUCAAACGAGGCUUUAGUUUUGAGUUUAUAAACAUUACUUCUGUCUAGGAGUUUCUUUGUUUAGUUAUCUACAUUUUAAAGAUGUUUUAAAAAUCUAUUCCAAGUUUUGAAAGCUAAAAAAAUUACUUUUUAUUUUUGUUUUUGGAAUUUGGCUUAGAAUUUAAAUCUUUUCUUAGGAAAGAUAAAAAUCAUGUAAAGAGAUGUAUGACAAAAAAAACUAUAAUUUAAAAAAAAUCUAAGAGUUAAGCAGAUGGGCUUAGUUUCUUUAAAAGCAGAGAAAUGACAUAGAAAGUGGUUAAUGAAACGAGCUCUGGUCAACUGGGUUGGUUGAGUUAAAUCAGAUGUCAACGGAUUGAAGCUGGUGGCAAUGACAUAAUCUUUAGAUUCAGUGUGAUAAUUGAAGUUUAGGAACCGGUAGAUGGUUAAGUAAUUUGAUUUCAUAGAAGUCCAUUCCGUUGUGCAUAUAAUGAAUCAUAAUAUCACAACCGCCUCCUCUUAUUCUUUGGGAUAUAUGUUAUUAAUUCUCUCUUGAAGGCAUCUUGAUUAGUAUCAUGCAUUCAUAUCUUUAUUGGCCAUGUCUGACACGCUUAGUUUUACUUAUUUGUGGCCUAUUAGCUAUUUUGCUGUGAAAACUUUUGCCUAGUUUGUUAGCAUCUGUAAAACUUUAUGUAAGCAGGAUUUUGUUUGGAGGGUAGUAAAAUGUUUAGUCUUGUACAAUACUUUUAAUGUGUAGCUGACAUUCUUUUCCAUUACCUUUAUGAACUAUGAUCCAAAAUGCAUACAAAUGAAACAAAAAAGUAUUUAAAUACC